Molecule: messenger RNA, 1122 nt
Organism: Fusarium poae
Lineage: Eukaryota; Fungi; Ascomycota; Sordariomycetes; Hypocreales; Nectriaceae
Exons: 3
Coding region: 1-1122 (373 amino acids)
Source: RefSeq, a predicted model, not a curated record
AUGAGUCACUUAAAUAAAACCAGAAACGGACAUACCUUCCGAGACAUUGAUGCUUGGGAAGCUCUCAAGAAACGUGAUUUAGAGUAUGCCAUCAACCUUCUCGUCUCAGGUGAAUGGACCAUCGAUGGUGCCAUAAAAGACGGUUGGGGGUCUUUGGACGCGAGGGUGGGCGGCGAAAGAUGUCACGAGACCGCCCUCCUGGCCCUGAUCCUUCGCCGCCUUGUCAUCAAGUACUUAAGAGACAGCAAACUUCUAGAGGAAUUCAAGGCACUUGUUAUCGAAUAUCGCGCCAAUCACGCUCAAGAUAAACCGUGGACCAAAGUUUUCAAGGUUCAAGAUGUUUAUGUUGAUAACUCUAACCGUUAUAGCCAAAUCAUGGAAUCCAUUAUUAACACUAUAGGUCCUGACUGGACAAUGUUUAUUGGCUCUGCACGGACGCUUGCAUCAUUCAGUGUACUCAGCACUAUGGAAUGUGGUUUGACUGUUUAUUAUCGUCGUUUGGGGACGUCCUUGUCGCCACGAGCAAGGGACAACGUGCAGCUGGGAUGGGAGAAUAUCAUGAUGCUGAGUACCCACUACACUUCAUUCACCGAUGCUUCUUUCGAGCUCAUUGACAAGCUCUCUGCUAAAACUUUGCCAGAAAGGGACUCGGAAAAGCCUUUCGGUCCAGAGCCUCUGGCCUACAAGACCCUUCCCAGAGCAAGCAUGAGAGGUUCCAGUUCUCGAAAGCCAACAAGAUCAUUCCAGGCUCUGCUGGCUGUACAAGAUCCCAAUUACGCUUUGUAUGCCCCGUCUGCGAGCUUGGCGACAUACAAGCUUACUUCGGCACCUGUGCGGACUUACGUUGCUGUCCAGAAAGCAGGAGGAAGCUUUAAAAUGGUAGAUUCCAUAAAAGAGGGUAUUGAAGACGAGCCGUGCUGGAAGCUCGGUGGCUACAGCAUGUAUCAUGAAUCACAACUUGGAAGUCUUCUCUCCUCGGGAAAUGAUGACGAGUAUAACAAAGCCCUGGAUCAGGCUGAAGUUGGUCAUUUGAUGUCUCUAUUUGGCUUUGUCCAUCCCGAAUAUCCACUGCAAACUGAAAACGGAGGCGCAGACCUUGUGGCGUUGCGAAGCUCAAUAUGA